AUGGCUGAUAGUGCGGAUCUAGGACCGCAGAAGGCUACGGAAUUGAGUGAAGAGAUUGAAAAUAUCGAUAAUCCUUCUCCAAAGAAGAAGCCCACUCAUAUACAAUUAACGUUCAAUGAUUUCAAAAAUAUAAAAGUUGCGAACCCACAUUCAGAUCAUUUCCCAGGCUCCAAUGGGUCUGCUGAAAACUUGGGACUUCGAAGAUCCAGACGAGUUGUUCCGAAAAGACCUGUGAUUGAGGUCGAAGAGGAAAUCGUUACCAAGCAACCUUCUAAAAAACGGAAGCCCUUGAAACCAGCUAAAGAAAGCAAUAUUGACAAAGACGCUGCAAGAGAACGAGCCCGAAAAUUGCAGCAGCAGGCUUCAUUGGAAAAAAUUGACAAUUUGCUUGCGAAGGAUAAUUGGACACCUUGUUUGCCAUUAAACUCUUCUGAAUUCAAAACACAUCAUAGCAUUGUGUCACGGCUAAAGUACCCAAACAUGAAAUAUGUGCCUCAUGCCGGUGAUAUUAUCACCAUGAUGACUUUCAUCAACAAGUUCAGUUCUUUUCUACCAAAAGAAUUGUGGAGUCUUUCUUUCCACGAUUUUGAAGUCGGUUUGGAUUUAUAUCCACAGCUGGAAAAGGACGAGCCCAAAAAGUUCUAUCAGGACUACAUGCUGGUCAAGGAUAUCCUGAAAUGCCAGGACAAAAUGAAUUUUUUAUUUCUGACUUUGAUGAAGUUGACGCUCAAUGAUAAAUCGCCGGCUUCUUUCGAUUCUAUUAGGGGUUCUUUCAAACCCUUCCCCGCGCUUUUAGCGCGAAUCAGAUCCCAAGCAUGGUCAUGGGGUUAUCCAAAGGAAUGGAAGGUGCCUCAUAUGAUACCCGUUGAAGGGUUCGACGUGUUUACGGAAGAUGACUGUGACGCCGUGGAUCCAAAUUUGCCAGAGAUUCUAACGCCUAACAUGAAGGCCUAUAAGUUUCAAGAACCCUUAGGAAAUGAUCCUUUGCAAUCAUUAGAUUUAGAAAAAAAGGGUAUCCUUGCUUUACAACCGAAUGAUCGAUUAAUUCUUUUGCGAAGUUUGACACAGUGGUGUUUAUCGCACUCAGAUAAAAUUCACGGCGAAAUUUACCGGCUGGUCCACCUUAAACGUGAUUUUGCAUACGGUGUUCCAACUUUCCACGUUCCACGUUAUCUUGUAGAAGGUGAACUUGCCACCAGGGCCAGAUUUAGCACUUUGGGGGAGUUAAUUCAAUCAAAACUGGAACUCAGGAGAACCAAAAAACACAUAAGGAAACAGCUGGAAUCUGGGAAGCGCAAUGACCUCUCGCACAAAUACAAAAUUCUCGAUGAGGUCAGAGCCGAAAUCAGACUGUUAAUGGCGCCUCGUGAAGAUAACGACGCCAUGUCAGAGGCAGCUGCAAGGAAUUUCACGACAGAAAAUAACUAUGACCAGUGGUGCGCCAUUUUCGAAGGAGAAGUUCCCGAUCAUCCACUAAGCUCCCCAUUUGCGGAUGAAGCAUAUAGGCUACGAUCGUCAGAAUUUUUUCUUGGACGUGUACCUCAUGUGGGUGACUUCUAUAUGCCACGGCUGUUCAGUUAUCAAGGCACAAAAAGCAAGAGGAUACCUUCUUAUUUUACUGAUUUGGUGACGUUGAACACUGUUCUAACUUCUAUUGCAAAUGGAGAACUUGAUGCAAUGUCGCUUUUUACAAAGCAAGGAAAACUGAUGAGUACCAAAUUCAAGGUAUUUUACCAUGAUUCACCUAGUAUGAUUAGAGAUGUGGCCGCUCAAGUCGAUACAACGAAUAAAUGCUACUGGUUCGAAAUGUGCCAUGAUUGUGACACAUUGAAAGAAUUCAUCACUCUACUCGAGUAUAAAUCCGGUUUACUUGAGACAUCAAAGGAUGAUCAAACAAACAAAACCGCCCAGAACAAAAAUCCGUUACCUAAAGAGUCGAAGUUCAAUGCUUCCCGUGAUAAACUUCGCAUUAUGCAUGACUACCUUAUAAAGAUUGUGCCACUGCUCAAGUUGUAUGAGGAGUUGGGAUUAAAUUACGGUGACGUCGAAGAAAACGAGAGGACUCUCAGAAGAUCUCAAAGGAACAAGCAGUCAUAUGAAGAUGUCGGAGGUUCUUCCGGCGAAGAUGACCGCAACGAAAUGUACAAUGGAAUUGAGAAGGAAGAAGAGGAAGAAGUAGAGGAGACAGUAGAGGCCGAAGACGAAGACGACAUACAAGGCCCCGAAUAUGUUGAGGAAGAUGUUGUUGAUUCCGAAAAGGAGUACGAGGGGAACUCGGAGGAAGAAUUUGAUGACGAAGAAGUGGACUUGGUCACCAAAAAGCGACCAAAAUCCACCACAGGGAGACCUCGUGGUAGCGCAGCAACGAGUGGUGCCAGAAAGUCUAGGCGCGGACGUUAA
Lachancea mirantina is the source of this 2400-nucleotide messenger RNA. NCBI's taxonomy places the organism in Eukaryota, Fungi, Ascomycota, Saccharomycetes, Saccharomycetales, Saccharomycetaceae. The record is from the annotation of a GenBank genome assembly.